UUUAAGAAAUUUGUAUAUUAAAUUCAUAGAUAUAAAGAUAGUUAGAUAGAUAGAUACUUUACAAAUCUUAAAAGAGAGUUAAGAAGAAUAAUAAUUAUUUUUAGGUUAGGUCAACAUAGAAUGUCGAGAGGUCCAUUUUAAGCAUCAGAAGAAUAAUAAAGAUAAGUUCAAGAGUAGAUAACUUUGUUAUCAACGCUGUUCAAAUUGAAUCAUAGAUGCUUUAAAAUUUGUUUGGGCAAUGAUAAAAACUACUUAGAAAAUUAAAAAUAAGCAAAAAUCCUUUUAUAUGGCAAAAAAAAUACUUCAGAAUAUUAAAAUACAAAAGAAGACUUUAAGAACUGUGUUUAAAGUUGUAGUUAUAAUUAUGCAAAAGCAAGAGGUUAUAUUAAAGACAACUUUAUCAAGGACAUGACCAUAGUUUAAGAAAAAAAUGAUGCUAUUUAUGAUUCAUUUUAUAAUGAAAAUAAAUCUUAUGAAGAUGUAGUUGAAGAAUUUAAAAAAAAAUAAUUUAAUUUCAAAAGUUAACCACAAUGA
Molecule: messenger RNA, 534 nt
Organism: Tetrahymena thermophila SB210
Lineage: Eukaryota; Ciliophora; Oligohymenophorea; Hymenostomatida; Tetrahymenidae
Exons: 1
Source: RefSeq, a predicted model, not a curated record